Molecule: messenger RNA, 1092 nt
Organism: Punctularia strigosozonata HHB-11173 SS5
Lineage: Eukaryota; Fungi; Basidiomycota; Agaricomycetes; Corticiales; Punctulariaceae
Product: zinc-binding oxidoreductase ToxD
Exons: 4
Coding region: 1-1092 (363 amino acids)
Molecular function (GO): oxidoreductase activity, acting on NAD(P)H
Source: RefSeq, a predicted model, not a curated record
AUGUCACCAUCCAUCCCGAGAACGAUGCGCGCGUUGGUCACCGCCGAAGGUCACACCGCGGUGGUGAAGGAGAUCCCGACCCCGACAGCUGACUACGGCGAGAUCCUGGUCAAGGUCGUCGCCGCCGCGCAGAAUCCGGCGGACUGGAAGCACGUCGGGUGGUCUACGCAGCCCGACCUUAUCGUCGGCUGCGACUUCGCCGGAGACGUGGUCGAGGUAGCCGAGGGUGCGGAAGGGUUUCGCGUCGGAGACCGGGUCGCUGGAUUUGUUUACGGCUCGCAGUACAAGGACCGGGGCGCGUUCGCGGAGUACGUGAAGAACGACUGUGCGCUCUCGUGGCAUGUACCGGACGGGGUCUCGUACGAAGAGGCGGCCACCAUGAGUGUCGGGUUCUUCACGGCCGCGCAGACCAUGUUCCAUCCCAAGAACCUGGGGCUGGUCGGCUAUCCGGACAAAUGGACGGGUUCCUCGGAUCCGGAGGGGAACGCGGCGGCGCCGUGGGUCCUGGUGUUCUCCGGGGCGACGUCGGUGGGCAUGUAUGCGAUCCAGCUCGCGCACCUCGCCGGCUACCGCGUCGUGACGACGGCCUCGCCCAAGAACGUGGAGCUCGUGAAGGCGCUCGGCGCCGAUGUCGUAGUCGACUACCGCGAUCCCGAGGUGUCGCGGAAGGUGCGCGAAGCCACGAACGGCGAGCUUCAUCUCGGGUUGGACACGUUCGCGUCGGCGGAGACGCAGGAGGCGUCGGUCAGGGCCUUUGGUCCCGGGCGGGGUAAACUGAUCGCGAUCCUGCCGGUGCAGGAGAGCGCGAGGGCGAUCAGGGAGGACGUGGAGAUCAAGGGCACCAUGUUGUACACGGCCAGCCGUCUCCCGCAGUCCGGGCCUACCUCUAUGGGCGGGCAGUUGCCCGCUGCAUCCGAGGAUCACCGGCAGGUGGCGGAUUGGAUGCCGAAGAUCACGGAAUUGCUGCAGAAAGGACUGGUCAAGCCCAACCCGGUCAAGCUCUGGCCUGGAGGUCUGGACGCGGUCGUGGAGGGUUUCGAGUAUAUGAAGAGCGGGAGACUGAGCGCGGAGAAGAUCGUGUACCGGGUUUGA